Molecule: messenger RNA, 7115 nt
Organism: Vespa velutina
Lineage: Eukaryota; Metazoa; Arthropoda; Insecta; Hymenoptera; Vespidae
Gene: Isha
Product: SR-related and CTD-associated factor 4
Exons: 15
Coding region: 136-4917 (1593 amino acids)
Cellular component (GO): nucleus
Molecular function (GO): RNA binding
Source: RefSeq, a predicted model, not a curated record
GCCAUCUUGAAUGGCAUGGCCCAGCUACACAGUGCGUGAUAAAAAGACAUGCAAUUUAUCGCGAAGCGCUUUAUACUUUGCCACACGAAAGUGUAUAAAACUUAGUGACUGUUCAUCGAGCGAAAUUUUUGCACGAUGGAAGCGGUCAAAGCAUUUAACGCAGAGCUUUCUGCGCUGUAUGAUGUUAAACCGCCAAUUUCCAAAGCUAAAAUGAAUUCUCUUACACGCGGAGCUAUUAAAGCAAUAAAAUUUUAUAAGCAUGUUGUACAAAGCGUGGAAAAAUUUAUUCAAAAAUGUAAACCGGAAUAUAAAGUGCCGGGAUUAUACGUAAUAGAUUCAAUUGUAAGACAGUCAAGACAUCAAUUUGGAAUGGAAAAGGAUGUUUUUGCACCUCGUUUUGCAAAAAAUAUGCAAACUACUUUUCUUAAUCUUUUAAAAUGCCCACAGGAAGAUAAAAGCAAAGUUAUACGUGUAUUAAAUCUUUGGCAAAAAAAUGCAGUUUUCCCUCCAGAAGUCAUACAACCACUUUUUGAUUUAGCUGAUCCCAAUCAUCCUAUUCAUAAAGAACAACCAGUUAACGCAAACGGUACGUUGAACGCAUCAUCUGGUAAUAACCUGAGCAAUAUUUCUGCAGUAACAAAGACUCCUCCAUCUACCGUAAAAGUUGUUGCAAAAGAUCAGAAAUUAUUUUCUUCCACUAAACCGAUUGAUCCAGUAUGGCUAGCACAAACAAAGAUAGAAACAGCUAACAUAGGGCAAUCUAAUGCAAAUCAAGUUGACUCAUCGUUUCUUGAUCAAUUACAACAUUUACAACAACUCUUGUUGAAGAAGCAAGAGGCUACAAAUGAAUCGAAGACUUCCGUAAAAUUUGAUAAAAAGCUUUUGGAUUUUGAUUAUGGAGAAGAAGAAGAUGAUGACGUUGUGGUUGCAAGUUCCCCUACUACUGCUACCACUGCUGCAUCUCAACAUAAUGCUGUAUCCACAAGUAAUAGUUUGGAAAGUCUUGGAUUGCUAUUGACAAAUCCUGAGGUACUUAGGCAACUACAGACAUUACAACAAACAAUGCAAGGAAAUAUAUCUUCUUCGCAACAUGAAAUGGAAGAAAAAAUGCGUAAAUUGCAACAGAUGAAACAACAAGAGGAAGAAUUUGAUAAACAUUUGGCUCAAACUGUUCCUAAUUUACCUUUUGCAUCAGAAUGCGAGCUGAAACCUACAGACAUUCUGAAACCAAAUCAACAAAGUACAUAUUCAACAAGUACAACUACUGGAGUUAUUCAAGAUAUGAGCCAACCACCGCCUGGUUAUCCUCCAGCUAUGCCAUAUGUUUCGCAACCUUUGUCAAACAUGAGGCAAAUAAAUCAAACUGGUCAUCAAAAUCAAAAAAGUCCUUUACUCGACGAACGCCAAGAGUCACAAGAUUUUUCUGGAAAUGGUGCAAGACGCGAUAGUAGUAGUGUUGAAAUUGUAAAUUGUGAUAAUACUCGAUCACAAAGUAGAUCGCCUGAGAGAUAUAGACAUCAUAGUCGGUCUAGAUCACCUCGGCAUAGAGAUAGAGAUAGAGAUAGAGACAGAGAUAGAAAAUCUCGAUCUAGAAGUAGAUCAAGAAGAAGAAGAUCACGAUCUAGAGAUAGAGGCCGCGAUAGAAAAAGAGAUGACAGUCGAGAAAAAAUGACCGAAGAGGAAAGAGAAAAGGAAAGAGAACGUCGUAAGCGUGGAUUACCUCCGAUAAUUAGAGAUAAAUUAAGCGUUUGCAGUACAACACUUUGGGUCGGUCACCUUUCUAAAUUAGUACAUCAGGAAGAGUUAUCUGACACAUUUGGAGAGUUUGGUGACAUUGUUAGUAUUGAUCUCAUAUCACCUAGGGGUUGUGCUUUUAUUUGUAUGAACAGAAGGCAAGAUGCAUAUCGCGCUCUUACAAAAUUAAAGAAUCAUAAAAUGCAAGGAAAAGCUAUAACUUUAGCAUGGGCUCCAGGUAAAGGAGUCAAAGGAAAAGAAUGGAAAGAUUAUUGGGAAGUAGAACUUGGUGUUAGUUAUAUUCCAUGGAAUAAGUUACUUAAUAUUACGGAUCAAGAUCUAGAAUUAUUGGAAGAAGGUGGUAUGAUAGAUGAAGAUACAUUACCACCAAAUUUGAAAGGAAAAUUGAAGCAUUCUGGCGGGAAUAUAGAUAUCAUGCAACAUCAAUUACAAAUGCAACAACAGGCGUUAGCUGCUGCAUCGGUAAUUGGUGCUCCAAUUUCAACAUUAACAAAUGAUAUUGUAAAUGUUAUAAAUAUUUCUAAUGCUUCUACUCAACAGCAGCAACAGCCGCAAUUAGUUGAUACCAGCCAACCACCGCCAAUACGACCACCAACAUCAGCUGCACUUUUGCCUCCUCCGAACACACAAUUACAAAUGAUGCCAUCAGCUUUUACAAUGACUGGUGUUCCUCGUAUGAUAGGACCUAUGGGUCUCCCUAUGGCACACAGUUUAAUGCCUAAUGUUCCAAUUGGAGUACCUCCACCCAAUAUGCAAAGUCUCUUGGGACCUCCAGGAAUGAUGCAGACUAUGCUGACUCCUCCUGUCAAUUCUCCAUUUGGUGCAAGCGUUGGUGUAGGUCUUUUAACACAAAUUCCAUUACCUGCACCAGCUGCACCAUCGGAUAAACCAAAUUCAACUGGGAUGCCACACAAUGUUCCACCGAUAGGAGUACCUCCACCUACCUCAGAAACAAACAUACCAAAUCUACCAAUGCUUCGUCAGUCUUACGGAGUAGGGCCAGCACCGCCGAUGCAAAUGCAACUACCUCAACAUCACUCCGAUGAUAUGGAUGUUGAAAUGGAAGAUGCCAUGCCACUGAACGUGAGCAACAACACUUCCAAAGAGAAACCAAAUUUGAGUGAUCAGCUUAUAGCGGCAAUGAACAUGGGUGCAGGCACAAGUGACAAUAGGCUAGAAAAUGAUCAACAAAAUAUCGAUUAUAAAGAGAGAGAUAGAGAUCGUGAAAAUAGAGAUAGAAGGGAUCGUGAACGUGACAGAAGUGAUCGUAGUGAUGUCAAUGAUUCCAGGAUGGAUCGUGGAAGAGACAGAGGCAGAGGAAGAGAUCGAGGUCGUGAUCGCCGUAGAGAUACAAGAGAUGGAAGAGAAAGGGAUAGAGAUGAUAGGAGAGAUAGAGAUAAUAGAGAUAUAAGAGAAAAUCGUGAUAAUUCUAUGAGGCAUUCGGAAUGUUCAAAUAUAUCAAAUCAAAAUCUUCAAGAUAACGAUGCUAUAGCUAAGAAGGAUGGGAAACCAAGUCUUGCUGAACGAUUGAGACAAUUAGCAGAUGGUACAUUGCCAAUAGACGAUCGUAUGGAUAGAAAUAUUCGAAGCAAUAGAACCGAACGAAGUAACGAGAGAACAGAAAGAAAUUUCGAAGAAAAUUCUGGAACUCGAAGACCGAACGAUAUGCCAUUGCCCUUGAUGGAUAUACCAAAAUUUGCUGGUAAUGUGCAAGAACGUGUAGAUUUUCCUCCCAGAGGACCUGACUUCCGAGGUGGCCCACAAGAUCCUCGAGAUUAUCAACAAAGAAAUUUAACGGAUAGAGAUAGACAAAAUUUUCAACGGGGAUCUACUGGACCAUUAAGGGGAUCCCAGAUAGAUGAUUUUAUGGAUCCAAGAAUGCAACCUGGAAGAUUCCAAGAUGAUUUUGAAAACAGAUUAGGGCAUAAUGGUCCACGAUCGGAUGAAUUUACGCCUAGAUUAGGACCAUCUAGAGAAGAUUUUGAUCGGUCGGAUAUAAGGAAUCGAAGACCAGUUGAAGAUUAUGAACGAGAUCGUUUCGAAUAUGAAAUGCGACGCGAUGGUUUUGAUCCACGUUUGCAGGAUGGUUUUGAUCCAAGAAGUCAUGGCGAACGACCAGAUUUUGAUCCGCGAAGAAGAGAUUUCUUUGGAGGUCCGAUGGAACCUGUUUUUGGAAUACCACCGAUGAUGGGUUUGCGAGGCCCGAGGGGCCCUGUAGGACCUGAAGGAUUUGGCCCACGUGGCUCUGGCAUGGGAUCAAGAGGUCCAGGACCUUUAAUCUUCCAUCCUCGAGGUAUGGGUCCACGAGGAAUGAGAAUUCGGCCUCCGUUCGGACCACGCGGACCCCCACCGUUCGAUCCUAGAGAAGCUGAUCCAUUCUUCCGGCCACCAUUUGAUGAUGUACGCGGCCCACCAGGUCCACACAUGAGAGCGUUCGGUCCUAUGGGUCCGCCAGCUAUGCACGGUCCCGAAGGACCUUGGAGGAAUCAAGAAGGUGGAGCACCGCCAGGCCCAUGGACAUCCUCUCAAUCUAGUAGUACUCCGGAAACUGAUAAUCACAAUCAGAGAGAAAAUCAUCUUGCACGAGACAAACAAAAAGGAACAAAGCAUACAGAUUAUAAAAACAAUAUUUCAGAUAGAGAAAGUCGUAACAGAAAUAGGAAAUCAAGAUGGGGUAAUGUAAGUCCCCCUAUAACGGAAAAUACAGACGAAGCGACAUCCACUGAAGGAAUUGAUGAUAAGACGGACCUAACACAGGAUGGAAAUUUCGAAAAUAUAGAACCUAAAUCGGAAGUAAUUACCGAAUACAGUCAAUCAGUACAAAUGGAACAUGAUAGUCCUGCUGACAGAGAGCACAUUGAAGAACAGAAUGACGUUCAUCAUUUAAAAAUUGAACAAAGUGAAGAAACCAAUAACGAACUACAUGAAAAUCAAUAUAACGAAGAAGAACAAAGUAGUUCCUACCAAUCUAACGUAGACGCAUCUUCUGGCAAUGAUGUUGAACAAAAUCAGUGUAAUGAUGACAAACAAUGUGAAUAUCAGACAGUCAGUCAAACAGAGGACUCGUCACAGCAAUGUGUAGAGCAAGUUGAAAAAUCUGAGUGUGUGAGUGAAAAUAAUAGUGACCAACAACCAAUUCUGGAGCAAGUAGAUGCUUUGUAAAAGGUUCAACGUUUGAGGACUAACCAAAGUAAAGCAAAGAGAAUCUACGAAUAGAUUCAUGUAAAAUAUGAUUCCAAACAAUACUUUGUACAUAGAGUCAUGUUAUUACGCAGAAAGUGAAAUGAAUUUGAUUAUGUGGACUUGGAGUACUAAACUCUGGAGUGGUGAGGGAGCUGUGGGUCCAGUGAGUUCUUUUAGAAAGUCUUUUUUUAAAGUAUUCAUUUAAAAUACAUACGGAUUUUAAGAUUUCUUCCUGUAUAAAAAACAAAAACAAAAAAUGCUGCUUAGAUCUUGCUGUGAUAGUGAACACAGGACCUAUCUAUUAUGUAAAUAUACAUGCAAAAUGCAAGUAAAGUCUUAGGGAUUUCUUCUUAGAUAACUAUAAAAUUACAUAUUUGCCAUCUGUAUUAAAUGCCAGUUAGUUCUUCAUAAUCUCAUUAAGGACUUGGAUAUAGUUAAUUUUGAAUCAUACAUCAGGUACUGUACAGCGAGAGUAUAUCGUACCUUAUACUCUAAAUAACUAUUAAUUUAUUGAAUUGUACAUACUUUUAUAUUUUCCUAGCAGAACAAAUGAAUGAAUAUAUUGUGCUAACGGUCAUUGCUAAAUCAAAGAAAAAAAAAAAAAAAAAUAAUAAAUAUUUUAUAUAUACUGUCUUUGAUAAAAAAAUAAUGGCCUUCUCAUUCCGAUUUGUGCGUAGCUCCCAGUCUUGCAGUUAUCAUUAAAAUUGAAAAAGCUAUGUAUUAAAAUUACGAUCAGUUUGCCAUGAAUUGUUAUAAAUUAUUAAUAUGUAACCAUAUAUGUGUAUGUAUAUAUGUGUAUAUAUAUAUAUAUAUAUAUACACACAUAUAUAUAUAUAUACAUAUAUAGAUUUGAACUUUUAAUAAGUUUAAAAAAAUUGUUACAUAUUCCUUUACUGGUCCCUACAAAAUUUAUUUUUCUAUUUAAAUGUAAUGAAACACAAGCGUAUUACUUGUCAAUACUUUGUUAUUUCUUAUUCAUGGCACAAAUUCAUUUUAUUCUGCAUGAAAUUUUUUCUAUUUAUCGUAAAAUGAAAUAAACUACAGAAUAAACAAUAUAAUAGGCAAUAUGGUAUUGCAUUAAUGAAGCAAGUAAAAUGAGCUCUGGAUUCCGUACAUACAACUUGGUUCCUGUGUUCACGCACGCACGUUAUUGCACGCCGCAGCGAUGGAAGACUCGUGCUUGCGCUCAAACUGAGUGACAAGUACAAGGUACUGUCUACAUUAUAUUCACAUAAACUAGUCGAAGAAUGUGACACUGACUAUUCAAAAAAAAAAAAAAAAAGAAAAAAAAAAAAGAGGAAAAAAAAUUUGUUUAAAUCAAUAUCAGCCCGCACCACUCCAGACCAAAGCCCAUUUUACAUAUAUAUGUAUGUGUGUGUGUGCGUGCGCGCGCGUGUGUGUUUAUUAUUAUUAUCAUUAUAUAUACAUACAUACAUACAUGCAUAUGUACUACAUAGUGAAUUAUUGUGUAUCUCUCUAACAAUAGGAUAGUGUAAUUGCUUACAGCUCAGAGUAGCGUUACGUAUUGACAAAUGCACUUCCAUUAUUAAAAAGAAAAAAAAAAGAAAAAGAAAAAAAAAAAAAGAAAAAGGAAAAAAAAAGUAUCCCGAAAUUUAAGCAAUGCAUAGUUUUAUAACAAAAUGUAAAUCAUUUUGUUUUUUAUUGAUUGAGAGGAGUACAUUGAUAUAAUUCACUCAAAGUUUAUGGCAAUAAUUUUUCUAACGGUUCAUAUAGAAAUUUGUUUCUAUAUGAACAAUACUUUCCACUUUGAUGUUUAUUUUACUUAGAAAUAAGAUACGUAUAUAAGCAUUUUGCUUUUUUUUUUUUUUUUUUUCCUUGCUUUACUUUGUAUUUUCAAGUUUUUAGGUACUUGCAUAUGUGUGCAAGUAAAGAUACAAUAUAUUUGUAUCUGAAAGAUAAUUAUGCACGUACAGCUUACUAAAAAAUAUAUAAUACAUUUAUCAGAAGUAUUAAUAAAUAAUGGAUUCAAGAAUGAGAAGAAAGAGAAUGUUAAUAACAAUAUUAAUUUAAGUUAUAUAAAAAAAAAAAAAAUGGGAUACGAAUAUAUUACUUAUAUUAUGUUAUUUUAAUGUCUUAAUUAUUCUAAUCAUAUUAGAACAACUCUAACAUGAUUAUUUAGUGAAAGAGUGUAUGAAUAAACUCGAUAUUCACAAUGA